Messenger RNA from Melanaphis sacchari, 2085 nucleotides. RefSeq names its product ceramide glucosyltransferase (gene GlcT). NCBI's taxonomy places the organism in Eukaryota, Metazoa, Arthropoda, Insecta, Hemiptera, Aphididae. Gene Ontology annotation, biological process: glucosylceramide biosynthetic process. Gene Ontology annotation, cellular component: membrane. The record is from RefSeq and is a predicted model, not a curated record. The coding region runs from base 445 to 1977 and encodes 510 amino acids. The transcript has 9 exons. Gene Ontology annotation, molecular function: ceramide glucosyltransferase activity.
GUAAUCGCGAUUGAAAAAAAUCAUCUGGGAGACUCGGUACGACGCGAUCGGAGCGUUAUUAUCGUUGUUCACCACGAGUCUGUCGGUAACGGGUAGGUAGCUACCUCCUGUAAUCUAUUUAGCGCGCCAACGCCGUACCCCGUUCGCUGCUAUCACGCUCGCCGGAUGUGUAAUUUCACUAAUUUAUAGCAACAACAAUAGAAUAUAUAGAGGCAACAGUAAUAAUAAUAAUAAUGAUAAUAGUAAUAGUAAUAAUAAUGAUAAAUGAUAAUUAAUGGGUAAUGCUUAUCAGACUUCGGGCAAGCGUUAUGCAACGAUAUCGUUCGAUUUUUGCUCGUCCGGUCAGCGCUCGGUAGUGUCCAUGCAAUACAUCGUGUUCCAGUGCCAGAAGAGGACAUAAGUCGUAGAUGGAUACAAUAGUAAGGAGAAGCGGUAGAACAAACGAUGCAACUGAUACCACCGCUAAUGUUUGUCGAUUAUGACAUACUAUUGGCUUGCGGCCUGCUGAUAUUCUGGUGCGGUUAUUGGUUGGUGCACAUAAGUGCAAUAUGUUAUGGGAAGUUUAAACUCUAUCGAAAGCCCAAACCGGAAUCACCUGUUCAGUCGAUACCGUCUCUAGUAUCUUUAGAACAUGGUUUGCCGAAAAAUAAUAAAAAACAAUAUCCGGGUGUUAGUAUAUUGAAACCAUUAUUGGGUGUUGAUCCUAAUCUAUUUGUCAACUUGAGCUCAUACUUUCAGAUGGAAUACCCAAUGUAUGAAGUAUUAAUAUGUGUGAUGGACAAAAAUGAUCCUGCUGCUAUGGUAGCUAAUCGGCUAUUAGAAAUGUAUCCAUCAGUAGAUGCUCGACUUUUUUUAGGUGGUUCUCAAGUAGGUGUCAAUCCAAAAAUCAAUAAUGUACAUGCAGCAUACCAAGCAGCCAAGUAUUCUUUGAUACUCAUAUCAGAUAGUUCAAUAAAAAUGAAAAAAGAUACACUUUGUGAUAUGGUUGAUAAUAUGGCUGAUGAUGUUGCAAUUGUACAUCAAGUACCAUUCACAUGUGAUCGAAUUGAUAAUAGAACCGAGUCUAUGACUUCACCUUUGUCAGAAAAUACGACAGAUCCUUCAUCAUUUUUAAAAUUGGAUGGAAAAGUAGAAUAUCAACAUCAAACUCGCAAACAACGGCGUUUUAUUGCUACUUUAGAAAAAGUAUUUUUUGGAACUGCUCAUGCACGAGUGUAUUUAAUGGCUGAUCUUGUAGGCGCUAUAUGCCAUACAGGUAUGUCAACACUAUUGCGUAAGCAAGCAAUGGAUGAAUGUGGUGGUUUGCAAGCAUUUGCUAGUUAUCUUGCUGAAGAUUAUUUUAUGGCCAAAUUGGUCGUUGCUCGAGGUUGGCGCACUACUAUAAGCAGUCGACCUGCUUUACAAAAUAAUGGAGGCAUUGAACUAAGUAAAUUUCAAGACCGUCUUAGAAGAUGGGUCAAACUUAGGAUAGCUAUGGUACCACACACAAUUAUAUUGGAACCAUUAUCUGAGUGUCUAAUUUUAGGCGCAUGUGCUGCAUGGGCAGCAAACACACUUUCUGGGGGUUCAAUUGAUCCUUAUGCAUUCUAUAUGAUACAUGUGCUUGUUUGGUUCUUAUUAGAUUGGAUUCUCUUAAAUGUGAUGCAGAAUGGGCCUUUGCCGUUCACAAAAUUCGAGUACUUAGUUGCUUGGUUGUAUAGAGAGUUCAUGGGACCAUACCUGUUUUUUACAGCACUCUUAUGGCGCCCAUCGGUUGUUACAUGGACCACGCGGCAAUAUCGCUUACGUUGGGGUGGUCUAUCAGAAAUUUAUAACCAACAAUCAAUAAGCUCUAGCUCAGAUUCCAUAACUGCCACUGUGCCUAUAGCAACUACUACCACUGUCACUUAUGACACAACUGUGCCUAAUAAUUAUUGUAGUACUCACCAGCAGCAACCUCCUAAUGGUAUUGGGUUCACGUCAAAAAUUAAAGUUUAAGAAACAGCAAAUAGCUACUUACCAACUUUUUUACGAAUUUAUUUUUAAAACUAAGAUAAUAAUUUACCUCCAAUAUAAGUAUAACCAAUAUUUAUUAAAAAUACAAUG